UGUUCUUGAAAGUUCCUGCGUACCAUUUGUUUGAUUCUAUUUAUUUGCCUUGCACAAGGUGUUUUGCCCGCUGUUCUUCGACAGAAAUGGCCGUUGCAGGCUUGUCUAGAAGACCUCCAAGCCAUCCAAUGAAAAACUGCUGGACUUUUCCUCUGAUCAAUGUCAGGAGACUUCUUUCAGGCAGUCUCAUGGUUUUUCUUAUUCCUGCAACGGCUUAUAUGCUCUGGAAGGCCAUCUCGCUCAUCACUGACUCGUCUCAUCCUAUUGUGGUGGUCAUAUCAGAGUCCAUGGAACCCGCUUUUAAACGAGGGGAUAUCUUAAUCUUGUGGAAUCGUCAAUCCCUAGUCAAGGUGGGAGAUAUCCCUGUAUGUUGGUUGCCCGGCCGGAGUCUUCCCAUGGUCCAUCGUGCAAUCAGCGUGAUUAAUACUAGUAUCAGCUACGCUCCAGUCAAAGUCAUACAGCAAAUCCUUACCAAGGGCGACAAUAAUGAGGUAGAUGACAUAGCACUCUAUCCUCCGGGGCAAAAUUGGAUUUAUAGACAUCAAAUAGUAGGACUAGUCUGGGGUUACAUUCCACUCCUGGGUUGGGUGACUAUUGCGUUAAAUGAAUACCCUUGGCUAAAGGCUAUAGUCAUGUUGACACUGGUAUUGGGUAUACUAUUAGACUGAUGUUCAAUCAAUAAGAUCAUCAUGUAACGACAAAAUCUUGACAUACUAUAAUACAGACAAUCACUUGACUC
This is a messenger RNA of Xylona heveae TC161, 739 nucleotides long. Its product is annotated as putative signal peptidase complex catalytic subunit SEC11. Gene Ontology annotation, molecular function: serine-type endopeptidase activity. Bases 87 to 668 code for a protein of 193 amino acids. Gene Ontology annotation, cellular component: signal peptidase complex; membrane. Lineage: Eukaryota; Fungi; Ascomycota; Xylonomycetes; Xylonales; Xylonaceae. The transcript is spliced from 2 exons. The record is from RefSeq and is a predicted model, not a curated record.